Molecule: messenger RNA, 1923 nt
Organism: Magnolia sinica
Lineage: Eukaryota; Viridiplantae; Streptophyta; Magnoliopsida; Magnoliales; Magnoliaceae
Exons: 5
Coding region: 193-1707 (504 amino acids)
Source: RefSeq, a predicted model, not a curated record
CUUUUACAGAAAACGAGAAGCACGCCUGCGUCCUUCAAUCUCUUUUAUCCUAUCCCAUCUCUGCCCCUCUCCUAUCCGUUAACAAAACCACCAUCAUUUCAAAUCCAUCAAAAUCCCCAAACCUCAUUUUCUCCAUUUAAAAUCCUAACGGAAGGAAGAAGGAUAAGGACAAGGAAAGAGAAGAAAGAGAAAAUGUCUGUAAGAAAACCGAAAUGGCAUCCGCCGCCUCCUCCAAGCCCUAGAAUCCUCCACCUCCCGAGACGGACCAGACGCUCCAAAACGGCCAAACCGCCGGCUCUAAAACCGGCUUUCAUUGAGCCGGAUUCCCGCCGCGACAGCCGAGGAAAGCUCGAAGCGCUCUUCGACCAGGAGCGCAUCUUCGCUCGCACGGUUCCGAUCGUUCUCUUCAACUCUGCAGACUCAGAACGGAGAGACCGAGUCGGAAACGGUGAAGAAAAUCGCCGGAACGAUGCCGAUUUUGAAGACGAGAAGUGGAGGUUCCAGGCAGAGUUCCUCCGAGCGGAAUGCAAUUUCCUGCGGAUGGAAAGAGAGAUCGCUCUGAAGAAGCUGGAACGGAAUCGGUUGCAGACGGAAAGGACCUUGCAGUCCGCUGUAGAAACACUUGUCUCGGGGCGGAAGAAGAUCUACGACGAGAAAGAUCUUGGUCUACUGCUGGAAGAGGAGAUCGAGGAUCUAGAAGAGAAGCUGGAGGAGCUGCAGAGAAGCUCUGGAGUUAGAUUCGAGCAUCGAAAAUGUGGCAAUUUCGAUAGGCAGGCGUCGGUUCUCCGUCGACGACUCGAGAAGAUCGAAGGUGUCGCAGAAGAAAAGAGAUGCGUGAGGGAGAUCAGGGAAAUGGCGGAGGCGAGUCUGAGGAUCGAGAGCUCUUGCAGACUCGAGAAGACUUUCGUAACGGAUCGGAAAAUCCGGUUCGCAGAUGUGGAAAUGCUGCGGAGGAAAAUGGAAAGACUGUCGAAAGGGAUGUUGGAGAAGAUGGAGGAGUACGGUUCUUCAAUGCUCUCGAGUAACAGUCCGGCCGCCAGCUCUGCUUCCACUUCCAGGAGAAUCGAAUUUCCGGAAACUGCAAAACGACAACAGGAAGCGUGCUCGGGGCAGUGUAAGGCGACAUUGAGGAAGAUCGUGGAGGACGUGCGAGCAGAGACAGAGCAGUGGUCUGAGAUGCAAGGAAUGCUUGGGAAAGUGAGAGAGGAGAUGGAGGAAUUGCAGGCUUCCAGGGACUUUUGGGAAGAUCGGGCCCUCGAAUCCGACGACAAGCUCCAAACCCUCCAAAUUGCUAUGCAUGAGUGGAGACAGAAAGCAAUUUCCUCAGAGAACAAGGUAACUCAAUUGCAGAAGCAAAUCUCGGAGCUUCGAUCUGAGCUCGAGCUGGAAAGGUUGAGGACCGAACCUGUCAACAGAUCCUCACCGAAAGCACCGCCAGAUAUUCGGAACACAGACCCAGCACGCAAAUCAUCAGAUUUACAAAAGGAGAAGGAGAAGCGUGUUUUGAUAUGCCGCUUGAAGGAGAAUGCUCUAAGCGGCAAGAAAAACGAAGAGAAGGAUGAGAAGAGGAGAGUCCGCUCCUGUGGGACAAUCCCGAAGCGCUUGCCGCUGCAAGAAAUAGGGAAUUCUUCCUCCCAGUUGUUUAGGCAGAACAGAGCAGUGUUCCCUUUGCACUCUCCAGAGCUGUCCAAGUCAGAUAGUCCUUGAAGUAUAUGGAUAGGAUGGAAUGGAGAACUGGGACAUUAGGUCCAUGAACUUGUCACUGCAGGAUGUGGGUCUUAACCCCUGGCUCAUGAGGUUCGACCCCAAGUUCAUCUAUGUACUCAAAUAGACUAAAUGCAUUCUGCAAUGUGGAGCUCUGGUAUCUUCAUAUAUGUAAGCUUCUUGUCCCUUUGGUAUAUGAGACGUUGUGGGUUUCGUAGA